Suncus etruscus (white-toothed pygmy shrew) is the source of this 1122-nucleotide messenger RNA. RefSeq names its product G protein subunit alpha 15 (gene GNA15). The transcript is spliced from 7 exons. Bases 1 to 1122 code for a protein of 373 amino acids. Gene Ontology annotation, molecular function: G protein-coupled receptor binding; GTPase activity; guanyl nucleotide binding. The record is from RefSeq and is a predicted model, not a curated record. Lineage: Eukaryota; Metazoa; Chordata; Mammalia; Eulipotyphla; Soricidae. Gene Ontology annotation, biological process: action potential; phospholipase C-activating dopamine receptor signaling pathway; adenylate cyclase-modulating G protein-coupled receptor signaling pathway. Gene Ontology annotation, cellular component: heterotrimeric G-protein complex.
AUGGCCCGCUCGCUGGUCGGGUGCUGCUGGCCCUGGUGCCUGAGCGACGACGAGAAGGCGGCGGCCCGCGUGGACAAGGAGAUCAACCGGCAGCUGCUGGAGCAGAAGCGGCGCGAGCGCGGGGAGCUGAAGCUGCUGCUGCUCGGCCCAGGUGAGAGCGGGAAGAGCACAUUCAUCAAACAGAUGCGCAUUAUCCACGGUGCUGGCUAUUCAGAGGAGGACCGCAGGGGCUUCCGGCAAUUGGUCUACCAGAAUAUCUUCUUGUGCAUGCAGACCCUGCUUGAGGCCCGGGAGCGGCUCUGCAUCCCCUUCAGCAGGCUGGAGAGCGAGCACCAUGCCAGCCUGGUGAUGAGCCAGGACCCCUAUAAAGUGACAAGCUUCAAGAAGCCCUUUGCUGUGGCCAUGGAGCACCUGUGGCGGGACGCGGGCAUCAGGGCCUGCUAUGAGCGACGCCGGGAGUUCCACCUACUCGACUCCGCUGUGUACUACCUGUCGCAGCUGGAGCGCAUUGCCGAGGACAGCUACAUCCCCACUGCGCAGGAUGUGCUCCGAAGCCGCAUGCCCACCACCGGCAUCAACGAGUACUGCUUCUCCGUGCAGAAAACCAACCUCCGGAUCGUGGAUGUCGGAGGCCAGAAGUCUGAACGCAAGAAAUGGAUCCACUGCUUUGAGAAUGUGAUUGCCCUCAUCUACCUGGCCUCUCUGAGCGAGUAUGACCAGUGCUUGGAGGAGAAUAAUGAGGAGAACCGCAUGAAGGAGAGCCUGGCCCUCUUUGGCACCAUCUUGGAGCUGCCCUGGUUCAAGAGCACAUCAGUCAUCCUCUUCCUCAACAAAACAGACAUUCUGGAGGAGAAGAUCCCCACCUCCCACCUGGCCACGUACUUCCCCAGCUUCCAGGGCCCGAAGCGGGACGUCGAGGCUGCCCAGAGCUUCAUCCUGGACAUGUACACGCGCAUGUACACGGGCUGUGCAGAAGCCAAUGGGGACCACAAGGGCGCGCGCUCCCGGCGCCUCUUCAGCCACUACACAUGCGCCACGGACACGCAGAACAUCCGCAAGGUCUUCAAGGACGUGCGGGACUCGGUGCUGGCCCGCUACUUGGACGAGAUCAACCUGCUCUGA